UCUAGCCACCUCUAUCUUAAAUCUUCAAUCUUCAAUCUCCAUUAUAAAUUCACUACUCCAAUUUUCUCUCAUCAAAUAUUCUCAAAACAUACCAAACUCUCACAAUCACUACAUAUUAUUUUCCUCAGCCAACAAGUAGAAAAAAAUAAGUAUAACAAAACAAACCUUGAUCACAUAUACCUGCUGAGAUUAAUUGAAGAUAUGGAGAUUCAAGAGAAUCAAAGUCAUCAUAGUAAUCACGAUUCGUAUUCGGAGACGGGAAGCAUCAGCGGCGGGAGUGCUGGAGUCGGCUACAGCGGUCCACUGAGUGUGAGUGGUCCGUUAGUCGGCGGCGCCGGCGGGAGCAAGAUGAGGAAGAGCAGUAGCAAGAAGAGCACUAGGUUCAAGGAUCAAGACGAGUACGUGGAGAUCACGCUCGAUGUCCGAGAUGACUCGGUCAUGGUUCAGAACAUCAGGGGAGGUGACUCGGAGACUGCUUUCUUGGCGACUCAGCUCGAGAAGAAGCCUAACUCGUCGUCGCUGGGAUCUCAAUUGUCGUUCAAGUUCCGGCAAGUGUCGCAGGAGCUUAAGCGAAUGACUUCGUCCAAGAGUUUUAAGCAGCAGAAGAUCGAUCGGAACAAAUCCGGCGCCGCCCGCGCCCUCAAGGGGCUCAAAUUCAUGACCAAGAACGAUGUCGGGAACGAAGGCUGGGCUCAAAUCGAAACGCGUUUCGAUAAAUUUUCCGUCGAUGGAGUACUUUCCAAAUCGCGCUUUGGCCAAUGCAUAGGAAUGAACGAGUCGAGUGAUUUCGCGAACGAGUUGUUUGACGCAUUGGCUCGACGGAGAGGUAUAACAUCUUCUUCAGUGAACAAAGCUGAGUUACGCGAGUUCUGGGAACAAAUCACAGAUCAAAGCUUCGAUGCUAGGCUUCAAACUUUCUUUGACAUGGUGGACAAAAACGCGGACGGCCGAAUCAAUGAAGAGGAAGUAAAAGAGAUUAUUACGUUAAGUGCUGGUGCAAACAAGUUGUCUAAGAUUCAAGAACGUGCUGAAGAAUAUGCAGCACUUAUUAUGGAAGAGCUGGACCCAGACAACCUCGGCUAUAUUGAGAUAUACAACUUGGAAAUGCUACUUCUUCAAGCCCCAGCUCAAUCCAGUAACCUUAAAACGGCCACUGAGAGCCGAGUUCUUAGCCAGAUGCUGAGCCAGAAGUUGGUCCCUACUAAAGAGUCUAACCCAAUAAAGCAGCAAUACAAACGGCUCGCAUAUUUUAUAGAGGACAACUGGAAACGUAUUUGGGUCAUGGGCCUGUGGCUCGCCAUCUGUGCGGGCCUUUUCACUUGGAAGUUCAUUCAGUACAAGGAUCGGGCCGUGUUUGAAGUCAUGGGCUAUUGUGUUACCACGGCUAAAGGUGCUGCGGAGACUCUCAAGUUCAACAUGGCUCUAAUUCUCUUACCCGUCUGCAGAAAUACCAUUACUUUUCUCAGGAGCAGGACAAAGUUGGGAGCUGUGGUGCCCUUUGAUGACAAUAUUAAUUUUCACAAGGUGAUCGCUGCUGGGAUUGCAAUUGGGGUUGGUCUACAUGCAGGCGCCCAUUUAACGUGUGAUUUUCCUAGGCUGCUGCAUGCAACUGAUGAUGAAUACGAGCCAAUGGAGCAAUUCUUUGGGGAAGAACGACCCGAUGAUUAUUGGUGGUUCGUGAAGGGGACAGAGGGUUGGACCGGUGUGGUCAUGGUGGUCCUUAUGGCUAUAGCUUUCACCUUAGCACAACCUUGGUUCCGACGAAACAGGUUAAACCUCCCUACUGCUCUCAAGAGGCUUACUGGGUUCAACGCCUUUUGGUACUCCCACCACUUGUUUGUCAUUGUUUACGUCCUCUUUGUCGUUCACGGUUACUAUCUCUACCUUUCCAAGAAGUGGUACAAAAAGACUACAUGGAUGUAUCUGGCUGUUCCAAUCCUUUUAUAUGCUUGUGAACGGUUGAUUCGUGCAUUUAGAUCUGGUAACAAAUCAGUGAAAAUUUUAAAGGUUGCAGUGUAUCCUGGAAAUGUUCUAGCACUACAUAUGUCUAGACCGCAGGGAUUUAAAUACACUAGUGGGCAAUACAUAUACUUGAACUGCUCUGCUAUAUCCCCAUUUCAAUGGCAUCCUUUUUCAAUUACUUCGGCUCCUGGAGAUGAUUACUUGAGCGUCCAUAUUCGCACCGCUGGUGACUGGACAUCGCAGCUCAAAACCAUUUUCUCAAAGGUAUGCCAGCCUCCAUCUGUCAAUCAAAGUGGUCUUCUAAGAGCUGACAUUGGUCAAUCCAAUGACAUUCCCAGGAUGCCCAGGCUCCUAAUCGAUGGCCCAUAUGGUGCACCAGCACAGGACUAUAAACAGUACGAAGUUAUCCUUCUCGUAGGCCUUGGAAUUGGCGCCACUCCUUUGAUCAGCAUUCUAAAAGAUGUUCUUAACAACAUGAAGCAAUACAAAGAGAUCGAAGAUGGAGUAGAGAGCGGACUUAAGAGCAAUAACAAGAGAAAGCCUUUCGCCACGAAACGUGCCUAUUUCUACUGGGUCACAAGGGAACAAGGCUCGUUCGAGUGGUUCAAGGGUGUGAUGAAUGAGGUGGCUGAGAACGACCGUGAUGGUGUUUUUGAGCUCCACAACUACUUGACUAGUGUUUAUGAAGAAGGAGAUGCUCGCUCUGCUUUGAUCACUAUGCUUCAGUCUCUUAAUCAUGCUAAGAAUGGGGUUGAUAUUGUGUCUGGGACAAAUGUAAAAACCCAUUUUGCAAGACCAAAUUGGCGUAAUGUUUUCAAGCACGUAGCAGUUAAGCACGUCGACCAACGAGUUGGAGUGUUUUAUUGUGGUGCACAUGGAUUAGUUAAUGAGCUAAAGAGCCUAUCUCUAGACUUCUCUCGAAAAACAAGCACCAAAUUUGAUUUCCACAAGGAGAACUUCUAAGUUAACUCAAGCUUCUUCUAUUCUAUAAUUAAAUUCAAAUGUAAUAUAUUAUUAUAUAUAUACACACCAUAUGAUCAUAUAAAUUUAGGUCCCAUAAGUUUUUGGCCUUAUUUGUUUUAAAGUAUAGAUUCAACAUGUACGUAAUAUUCUUAGAUUUAUUGUUUUCUUUUAUUGUUAUUAAACGCAGAUAUAUUAUAGAGUAUAAAUUGUAGAAAUAAUGCAUUGAUUA
Messenger RNA from Humulus lupulus (European hop), 3154 nucleotides. Its product is annotated as respiratory burst oxidase homolog protein B. Gene Ontology annotation, molecular function: NAD(P)H oxidase H2O2-forming activity; calcium ion binding; peroxidase activity. NCBI's taxonomy places the organism in Eukaryota, Viridiplantae, Streptophyta, Magnoliopsida, Rosales, Cannabaceae. Bases 202 to 2925 code for a protein of 907 amino acids. The record is from RefSeq and is a predicted model, not a curated record. The transcript has 13 exons. Gene Ontology annotation, cellular component: plasma membrane.